This is a messenger RNA of Salvelinus namaycush (lake trout), 3400 nucleotides long. It is a transcript of the gene ctif, whose product is annotated as CBP80/20-dependent translation initiation factor. The coding region runs from base 169 to 2613 and encodes 814 amino acids. NCBI's taxonomy places the organism in Eukaryota, Metazoa, Chordata, Actinopteri, Salmoniformes, Salmonidae. The transcript has 13 exons. Gene Ontology annotation, molecular function: translation activator activity; RNA binding; protein binding. The record is from RefSeq and is a predicted model, not a curated record. Gene Ontology annotation, cellular component: cytosol. Gene Ontology annotation, biological process: regulation of translational initiation.
UAAUCUUUUCUUUGCGAACACAUUUCUCUCCCGAGAAAUACACCGAUGACACGGCGGGUUUAAUAUCAGGAGGUGCUUCAGGAUUCCCCCAGCUGUCCGAAUCCAAGAUUUGGGUCCCUCCCUCCUCCUUCCCUCCCUCCCCCGCCAGGUGGCAGGCAGCAGGUCGCCAUGGAGAACUCGUCUGUGGCGUCAGCGUCCUCAGAGGCUGGCAGCACGCGCUCGCAGGAGAUUGAGGAGCUGGAGCGCUUCAUCGACAGCUACGUGCUGGAGUACCAGGUGCAAGGCCUGCUGGGAGAUAAGAACGAGGCAGACCUGGACGGAGACAACAAGCCCCAGUCCCACAUCUCACAGUGGACAGAGGACUGCAAUGACAGGAAAGAUGGGAGUUGGGCAUCCUCACGGGGGAGGGGCUCCACCAAACCGGAUGAGUGGGAUCACAGUAGUAAUGGCAGUACAGGGUCCAGGCCCAGCUCUGGUUCAAGGCCUUGUUCAGGCUCCAGGUCCGGUAGCCGAGGGAGGAACAACCAGUUCAGAGGGCCAGCCAAGGUACAGAACGGGAACAGAGAAGGGGCAUUUGAUAUCCUGGGUACUGACAUCUGGGCUGCUAACACCAUGGACUCUCAUGGGGGGGCGACAUGGGACCUCCAGCCUGAAAAGCUAGACUUCAGCCAGUUCCACAGGAAACCCUUCAGAGGAACACCAAAGCAUCUACCACACAUCGACAGAGAGGGGAUGAUGAAAGGCAAGUUUGAAGAUGAUGAUGAUGAUGAUGGCAUCGACCUGAAUGACAUGGAGAAGUUCCUGCCAGGCCUUACUGGUUUCCCGCCCCUGCCUAAUGAAGCAGAGAUCGCACACACCAAAAAGCUCUUCCGACGCAGGAGGAACGACCGACGGAGACAGCAGCAGCAGAGACCUCCGGGAGGAGGAGGAGACAGGAAGACCCAGAAUCCUCAGCAGCAGUCGCCACAACGACAACAACCUCCAUCUCAACAACAACCGGUCAAUCAGCAACAGAAUGACCAGCAGCAGCCCGGGCCGGGGGGUCAUGGUAGAUACCCUCGUGACCAGCAGCAGCAGGGAGGACAGCGUGGAGGUAGCCACGGGCAGCAGUUCCAGGGCCACGGCGGGCAGCGUCAGGGACCUCCCCACCACGGCUAUAGCCAGAAUCGCCGCUGGCACCACAACCAGAAGGGGCAAGGGGGCCCGGCAGGUGACAGGGACAGGGGGGCAACCCCAACAGGAGACAGGGACAGGGGGGCAACCCCAACAGGAGACAGGGACAGAGGGGGGGCACCAACGGGAGACAGGGACAGGGGGGAAACCCCAACGGGAGACAGGGACAGAGGGGGGGCACCAAUGGGAGACAGGGACAGGGGGGAAACCCCAACGGGAGACAGGGAUAGAGGGGGGGCACCAACGGGAGACAGGGACAGAGGGGGGGCACCAACGGGAGACAGGGACAGGGGGGCAACCCCAACGGGAGACAGGGACAGAGGGGGGGCACCAACGGGAGACAGGGACAGAGGGGGGGCACCAACGGGAGACAGGGACAGAGGGGGGGCACCAACGGGAGACAUGGACAGAGGGGGGGCACCAACGGGAGACAUGGACAGGGGGGUGGCACCACUCAGAAACACCAAAGAGACAGAGAAUGUGAAGGCAGAGGAGACCAGCACCAGGCUGGAGACAGAGAGCUCCAGGGGCCCCAGUGAGGGGCUUCCCAGCCAGCCUGGGGGCCAGCAGAAGGGCCAGAGCCCAACAGGGAGUGACAAGCACAGGGACAGCCAGCUGGACGCGGGCCCUAAAGUCAGCCUGCUGCAGUCAUCCAAGGAGAGGCUGAGGCGGAGGCUAAAAGACAAGGAGGAGGCUGUGGUGUCGCCAGUCGGGCCCCAGCAGAGCCGCAUGGACCGCUUGCUGGAGAUCCUGAACAGCAUGAGGAACAACAGAGCCGGGGUGGACAGCCAGCUCAGCUCCUUCAUGGAGGAGGCCCAGAGCUCGGCCCAGAGCUCGGCCCAGAGCUCGGCCCAGUCAGAGGAGACCCUGGAUCAGAUAGUCAGCACCAUCUAUGACAAGGCCCUCAGCGACAGGAGCUUUGCUGCUACUGCUGCAAGACUCUGUGACAAGAUGGCCCUGUUUAUGGUGGAGGGGACCAAGUUUAGGUCACUACUGCUCAAUAUGUUACAGAAGGACUUUUCUCGUCGGGUGGAGCUACAGGCGUCUGACGUGGAGCUUUGGUUGGGAUUCAUCACCUUCCUGUGUGAGGUUUUUGGAACCAUGAGGUCCAGCGCUGGAGAACCGUUUAGGGUGUUGGUCUGUCCUAUAUACACCUGUCUCCGAGAGCUGCUGCAGUCUCCCGAGGUUAAGGAGGAUGCAGUCCUCUGCUGUUCUAUGGAGCUGCAGUCCACAGGUCAUCUCCUGGAGGAGCAGCUUCCAGAGAUGAUGACUGAGCUCCUUGCCACAGCCAGGGACAAGAUGCUGUGUCCGGCUGAGUCCCAGCUGACCCGCUCCCUCCUCAUGGAGGUCAUUGAGCUCCGUGCCCACCACUGGACCCCUCUGGAGGCCCUCACCACACAGUACUACAACAGAACCAUUCAGAAGCUCACCACCGCCUAGCCACCCAGGGCCCAGGACUGGACCUAGGCUCACAGGUCUUCAGGUCUCUCUUGAAAAAGACAUUUUAUCUCAAUAAGACAACCUGGUUAAAUCAAAUAAAAAGGUCCAGUUGUCUGACAUAGGGAGGCCUUAACUGGGUUAAUAGCUAGGAGGCAUGGGACCAUACCGGGCGGCAGUACAGAAUUUAUCUGGGGCCGAAAGGGUUUAGGUUACGGUUUGGGGAUGAGACAAGACAGAAACAUGUGAAACCAUGCAUAAACAAGUCGAACACUACACACACAACUUAAAAGACCGGCCACUGGCCAUGCUGCCUGUUCCAACGAGACGGGAGGAGGACAAAGAGUGUUUGUGAGGCGCGUAGAGGAGAGGGGUGUGUGGGGGUACAGGGUCGGGUAACAGCCGUCUCUGGGGAACAGAGGGUCUCCUCAGAGGAUAAAAAGAGAAGGCGGUGUCCAGAGGGACAUUUCAUUCUCUAUCUCUUUUGUGCUUGUUUGCCAACUACCCGCCCUCCUAUCUGUUUCCUCUGUCUCUCCUCCUCCUUUCAACUCUAGACCCCUUCCACCCCGGGGUCUAUGUGGCUGGGGGAGCAUGCCUCCCUCUAGUUUGUCCCCUCACCAGGCGACACUCUCUUGCCAGGCGACCCUCUCUCGCCAGGCGACCCUCUCUCGCCAGGCGACCCUCUCUCGCCAGGCGACCCUCUCUCGCCAGGCGACCCUCUCUCGCCAGGCGACCCUCUCUCGCCAGGCGACCCUCUCUCGCCAGGCGACCCUCUCUCGCCAGGCGACCC